Durotheca rogersii is the source of this 3964-nucleotide messenger RNA. RefSeq names its product Fusaric acid resistance protein-like-domain-containing protein. The transcript is spliced from 3 exons. The record is from RefSeq and is a predicted model, not a curated record. The coding region runs from base 1 to 3306 and encodes 1101 amino acids. NCBI's taxonomy places the organism in Eukaryota, Fungi, Ascomycota, Sordariomycetes, Xylariales, Xylariaceae.
AUGACCGGCGAGAACGCUUCGAAUACUAAUCUGGCUGGAGGCGGUGGAGCUUCGCGGCCGCGGCUUGCUAGACCACCCGCGAGAAGUAAGCUGCGCAACAGUACUUGGAUCAUUCCCGGCACUGGCGAACGCUCCCGCCGCCAGUUUUCCCUGCGAUACCCGCGCCUCCAAAGCCCUAGUACCGAGGACGGCAGCACACACCCCUUGGCCGAGAUCAAAACGCUAAAGGAGAGAGUCCAGAAUGCCUUCCACCGUUCUCGCGCCGCCGUCGGCCGGUUGCUGGCGUGGGCGGACUCGCCCAAUGGCCGCGGCAUCAUCAAGUGCUCCAUCGCCUACUUCCUGGCUAGCAUGGGGACCUUCUGGCGCCCCGCCGCCGAAUUCCUAGGUCCCAUGGACGGGAAGCAUAUCGUGGCCACCAUAUCUGUUUACUUCCACCCGGCGAGGUCUGCGGGCUCACAGAUAGAAGCGGUUGCCAUCGCCGUCAUCGCCGUAUCCUACGCCAUGCUCGUCGGGACUCUGUCGAUGGCGAGCUCUGUGCUCUUCGGCUCGAUGUUACACAUGGUCGAGUUCUCGUACGUAUUCGUCCUCCUGGUGUUCGUCGGGGGCGGUUUAGGCUUUGUCGGAUGGGUCAAGCAGAAACUCAACAACCCUCUCGUGAGCGUCGGCGCCAGUAUCGCAUCCAUCGGUAUCAUCACCAUCAUAACCAAGGAAAACUCGGUCCAAACUGGCGUCUUCACCAACGAGAAGAUCAUCCAAUCGCUCAAAAUUCUCCUCAUGGCCACGACGACGUCAACUCUAGUCAAUCUGCUCAUCUGGCCCAUCUCUGCCAGGAGGCAGCUGCGCAGUUCCAUGCGUGAUGCUUCCAUCUCGCUCGGCGACAUGCUGUCCAUGAUCGCGGAUGGCUUUUUAGGUGGUACCGACGACGAUUUCGAGUCGGCUGCCUUUACCAAGGCCUCGGCCACGUACACUUCGACUCUGGUCCGGAUGAAUAAGAAUGCGCGGGAGGCUAAGUACGAGUACUAUUUUUUGGGCCAGGAGCAGAUAUAUAGACAUAAGCGGGCAGUGCUGAAAUCGAUGGAGAAUUUAGCCCAGUCGCUCGGUGGCCUGCGGAGUGCGGCCAACACCCAGUUCGAACUUCUCAAGGAGGUCGCCCACGCGCCCCCCUCUGCGAGUUCGGCUAUAUCUCCCACUAGCAACGUCUUCUCUGCUUCUUUUGGUCGGUCGCUAUCAGCAACGCUCAAAAGUGGGGGCAAUCGGUACAGCACUCUCGGUUCUAUCGAUGAGGCCGCCGACGAGCGAAGCGAUCGAGAAGAGGAACCGACGCCGACCCCAGGACCGCACCCUCCUUUGCUGAGCCAAUCCGUCUCGUCGCUGAGGACGCCACCUGACAUAUUCGAAUUGUUUAUUGCUCGCCUUGGGCCCUCGAUGAAGUCCCUCGUCCACACGAUGGCCGUAAUGCUUCAGGAGCCGCCAUACGGAGGUCCGGGCACUCCGAUCCGGGUUAACGAGCGGUUCAAGCAGAGCCUGAAUGACGCGAUUAGUCUGUACAAUCAAGCAAGGGGGGCUGCCCUCGAAGAGUUAUACGAAACCAUCGAGUUAGGGAGGACCAGAUCCGAGACGGUGCAGGCGGACUUUGAGGAGGUUGCUGCUGCGUGCGGGCACUUCUCGUUCAGUCUCCUCAGUUUUGCGGACGAGAUGCAGAUGUACCUGGAUGCCCUGGAAGACUUGAGAGAUGUCACGGACCGAAACAGGAGGACCUGGAGGUGGAUGAUGGUAUGGAAGCAUGUUAAGCUGCGCUCAAAACCGAAGGACGACGAUCCGGAGCAAGUCUCCCUGCUCCAACCGGUCAAGCGAUUGAGGCAGUCGAAGCUGCCCCAGGGCAUCCCGGAUUCGAUGAAGACCCGCCGUGGUACCGUCGGCUGGGACACGGCACCGCAGGGCGAAAGCCUGUGGGACCAUAUUGUCCGAGCUAACUCUCGCAGCCUCCUGAAGAUUUUCCGAUUCUUUUCGAGAAACGACAUUCGUUUCGGCCUCAAGGUCGGCAUCGGCGCUACUCUGUACGCCAUGUUCGCCUUCAUCCCUCAAACCCGCCCCACGUACUCGCAUUGGCGAGGCGAAUGGGGGCUCUUGUCUUUCAUGAUCGUGUGCUCGAUGACCGUGGGUGCUGCUAACGCAACUGGCAUGGCCCGCUUCACCGGGACCAUCCUGGGCGCCGCUUUCGUACUGAUCAACUGGUGGAUAUCCGACGGCAACCCCGUUGCCCUCUCCAUUCUCGGCUGGGCCGUCUCCUUCGGCGCGUUCUUUAUAAUGAUCGAGCGCGGGAAUGCACCGUUUGGCCGCUUCGUUCUGCUUAGCUAUAACGUGUCUUCGCUGUAUGCAUACACGCUCACCCAGCGUGUCGAUGACGACGACGAUGACGAGGGUGGCACUCAUCCCAUGAUCGAGACCAUCGCCCUGCACAGAGUUGUCGCCGUGUCCGUAGGCAUCGUGUGGGGCCUCAUAAUAUGCCGUCUCAUCUGGCCCAUGCCGGCCCGUAAGAAGUUUAAGGAAGGUCUGGCCGUCUUGUACCUACAGAUGGGCCUCAUCUGGAAGCGAGGCCCGCUAGCCGUCCUCCUCCGUAAUGACGGCGCAUCCGCUAGCUAUAUGAAGAUGGGCGAGCAAGCCGCCAUGCAACGUUACGCAACCCAGCUACAGACCCUUCGUGUUGCCGCCAAUAACGAGUACGAGCUUCGCGGCCCCUUUCCGUUUGUGGCGUACGGUCGGAUCAUGGCGUCAACGCAGCGCGUGCUCGACGCCUUCCACGCCAUGUGUCUGGUUACGCAGAAGCACGGCCAGCUCAGCGAAGGCGAGAAGGCGAUGCUGUACUUCACGGCGGACGAGCGGGCGCAGCUUUGCGCUCGCAUCUGCCACGUCUUCCAGGUUCUCGCGUCCAGCAUCAUGCUCGAGUACCCGCUGACGGACGCCAUCCCCAGCGUAGAUAUUUUGCGGGACAGACUUCUCGGCAAGAUAUUCCGCUUCAGAAAGGAGCACAACGACGACCUGGACGAGGCGGAGGAACGUAGCAGAUCUUCCGCCGCGGACGGGGAUACGAGCGACUUUGCGGAUUUUGCGGGGGGCAACGGCAAGUCGACAUAUUUCGGCCAGGGUCCGAGGAUUGGCGACACCGUGGUCAAGGAAGCAGACUACACGCUGCUCUACGCGUACGCCCUGGUCUCCGCCCAGCUGGCCAAGGAGCUCAAGGUGGUGGAGAAGGAGGUCGAGGCCUUAUUUGGCAGGCUCGACGAAGACGCACUACUCUUGCAGUGAACAGGGGGAUGCUGAGAGGGGGGGGAUCGACAAUGUUCGAAAUCGGGAGGGGUUCGCAUAUCUUAUCGUCACGACGCCGUAUUUACACGUAUUGUUAUCAGAGUAAGCACAUAUAUAGCCGCAGUUCUAUACCCAUGCAUGUAGCGCGUAGACGACAGGGUGUCGAUAGGAAGAGGUCCCAGCGGGGGGAGGGAGGGCAGGCUGGUCGAAGAACCAGCCGCUCCGUUUUCCUCUUUUGGACACAACAAAUACAGCAGAUUCCAUCGUAGCCUGCAUGACCGACUUGCCUUCGUUCGGGGGAGCACCUAUGGCGAUGUGACAGUGAGAGACGGGCGGCCGCAUCGCACAGGGGAGGAGGUAGGGGAGCAAGCAUGGCGCGCCUCGCGUCCCGGGGAACCAACUUGCGAAUCGGCGCUGGACCGAGAUCUUCGUUCCCCCGCCGAUCUCGACCUCUUCCAGGCCGUCUGCGGUGCGGCUAGGCUCGGACCGCACGCACGCACGCACGCACAUUGCCCAACUUUCCUGCCGGCCUCCUACGUGCCUAAUGUGAGGGAGUAGGGGGAGAAGGUGUAGUCCAGAAACGCCUGCCUUGGGGUAGGGUAGAUACGGUAUAUAUAGUACAGGACAUGUACAUCGUCAUCGUCAUCCAUCGUUGCCG